AUGAUGAUUGGGAACUGUAUUAGAAGGUAUGCAACUUCUUCAUCCUCUUCUUCGUCAGCUGCUGCUGCUGCUGCAUCAUUCAUUUCAACAACAGAGAAAUAUUUGUAUAGUUGGGGUACAUCAUGGAGUGGAUCAUUGGGACUUGGCAAUGUAACCGAUCAGAUCGUAUCACUCUAUGCUUCACAUCAAGGACAAGAGCAACGACCAAAGCAAGUUAUCGUCUCAAUGUCUGCUGGUGGAUUUCAUUCUGUUAUUAGUGUUGAGGAACCAAAUGGAGAUUAUAAUACAUAUGCAUUUGGUCGAAACUCUGAAAGACAAUUGGGUAUUGAUACACAUGACCAUCAACAUGAUAUGGUGUAUGAUCCAACACCAAUACCAAGUCUAAGAGGAAAGAAGAUUAUUCAUAUUUCUUGUGGUCCCAAUUAUACAAUUGUAGUUGAUCAAAACAAUAAUAUAUAUUCAUUUGGUAUGAAUGAUAUGGGACAAUGUGGUAUAAAAGUUGAUAGUAAUAAUAGAGUUGUUAGUAAACCUACUAAACUUGAUUUUGGUACCAAUCAUCUUGGACUUGGAAAGAUAGAACAAAUAGAUUCUGGAUGGGGUCAUUCAAUCUUUACAACUGAUAAGAAUGAAAUGUUUGUUUGGGGAUCAAACUUGCAUGGACAAUGUGGAAUUGGAACCAAAGGCAGAGAUAUUGUGACACUUAGACAGAUUGAUAUUGGUGCAUCUGUUGCAAAGAUACAUAGUAUUUCAUGUGCUUCGUGUGCAUCGGUUGCUGUAGUAGAGAGAACCAACCGAGACAAUGAUACGUUGAUAUGGGGAUCAUGUGGUGACGGUAAAUUGGGUGGUGAACAAACACAAGACCAACUAAUUCCCACUGUCAUGUCUAAUCUUCCCAAAUCAAUUAUAUCUGCAUCUUUUGGAACCGAUCAUUGUAUUGCUAUUGAUAAGAACAAGAGUAAUGAUCGAUCAUCAACCACUCUAUAUGGUUGGGGAUUCGGACAACAUGGUACACUUGGUAAAUCACUCAAAGUAUUCAAAACACCUGAAAUCCUUACAUCACUCACCGAUGAAAUAGCAGCCGACAUAAAUAACAAUAAUAGAUAUGAAAUUGAUAAUAUUCAAUGUUCAAUUGAUACUUCAUUUGCAAUUACAAAAAACAAUUAA
Messenger RNA from Cavenderia fasciculata, 1164 nucleotides. RefSeq names its product regulator of chromosome condensation domain-containing protein. Bases 1 to 1164 code for a protein of 387 amino acids. NCBI's taxonomy places the organism in Eukaryota, Evosea, Eumycetozoa, Acytosteliales, Cavenderiaceae. The record is from RefSeq and is a predicted model, not a curated record. The transcript is spliced from 6 exons.